GCCGCAGCGCGAUCACCAUCGCCGUCCUCACUCAGCCGUCCGUUAUCCUUACAUCCUGCUGUGUUAAACUGACGACAUCACGCGGAGGUUUGUGAACUGGUGCAAGAGCUGCGGAGACGUCUUUCAGAUGAUUUCUCUGGUGCUGUUGAGCAUGUGCGUACAUUACACCAUCGGCCAGGACCCUGCUCCUUGCUCAUUCAACCCCAUGUGCUCCUGCAGGAGUGCCGACCCUUCCGCCAUCAGGGACGUAUCCUGCCUCGGAGUGCCUUUCUCAAAGCUACCAGACCUGCCACAUCGACAGAUCUCUCACGUAGACGUAGUGGGGGCCGGGCUGGAGGUGAUGGACAACGAUUCUUUCAGUGCAGAGGUGGAGACUCUAAGACUAAUCACCAACAAUAUCAUCUCCUUAUCUAACACCACUUUCUUAAGCAUGGCGUCGACUUUGAGAUCACUCGACAUGAGUCACAACCAGCUCCAAAGCCUUCCGCUCGUUCCUCUCUGUUCACUCACGUCACUCAGCUGGCUUAAUCUACACGGCAACCAAAUCCCGUACUUGUCCAACCAGUGGUGCCACCUGUCGACCACGCUGUCCAACCUCUUCUUGGGACAAAACGACCUCCAAGACCUCGAUCUCUCCUUGAAGAACCUCUCCCACCUGGAGUGGAUCACCUUGGAUCAUAACAAACUGAGGUCGGUACCUCGGGGCAGUCUGCCCGACACCCUCCACACUCUCAGCGUUCAGCACAACUUGCUGUCAGAGAUACCGGCUCGAACAGUCGACCAGCUCACUUCCCUCGUCAGGCUUUAUUUACGGGGAAAUCUUAUCAGCAGAAUCCCGCCUUAUUCCUUCAGGACUAAGAAGGCCCUGGACAAGCUGGACCUAGGAAACAACAGGAUAUCGGACUUACCGCCUGCUUGGUUCAACAGUUCUAUCACGAUAAGGGACCUCAAUCUCGAGUUCAACAACAUCAGAGUACUCAGAGAGUUUGUCUUCAGGACUCUAAACUCGGGCAGAAUAGUUUUAGCUAAUAACGCGAUAGUAAAUAUUAGCAAAGAUGCCUUUGCGGGCUUGGAGGAAUCAUUAGAAUAUGCGGACUUGGAAGGGAAUUUUAUUAGGAACGUAUCACUUAUAUUCAGUAAACUUCGGAAGUUGAAGUUUCUGUACUUGCCCAAUAACAGGCUCUCACAAUUAGAUAACGAGGACUUCAGAAACUUUGCCGGUUCACUUAAAGCCUUAUCUUUGGCGGGAAAUUUAUUUUCAGAAAUUCCACAAAAUGGGCUGAGGAGUUGUUCUCAACUUUCACAUUUGAACAUCGGCUACAAUCAGAUUUUGGAAAUAAAAGCCAUCGACUUCGAAAAUUGGGGAACACAUUUGGAUACACUAUUGCUGAUGAACAACAGAAUAAUGUACCUAAGCAAUUAUCUUUUCCAGCACACUCCAAAUUUGAGGGAACUUAGCCUCUCAUUCAACAAAAUUGUCGAUAUAGAGCCACACACAUUCAUGGAUGUGGCGAGGAGUUUAGAGAGCUUGGAGAUUAGUUUUGGUCUGUUCAGUGAAGAGUUUCCUGAAGACGCUCUUCGACCUUUAAGUUCUCUUCUGUGGCUAGCCCUCGAUAACAACAAUAUCAGAACAGUUCACAGAACAUCUCUCUAUACAUUUAGUAACCUCCAGUAUCUGAACUUGGAUUUCAACAGAAUCGCCCACCUGCCGGAGGGAUUAUUCAACUCCCUCAUACAUACACACCUGAGGGACGUAAGGCUCGGGUAUAACUUACUGAACAAGUUAGGGACUGAAACCUUCUCCUCUCUCCAUGAUUUACAGACUGUUGUCUUGACCGGUAACAACAUCAGGUAUGUUGAGCCGAAGACGUUUAAGGAUCUCAACAACAUCAUGACUAUAUUAUUGACAGAAAAUAACCUCCUCAAAAUAUCACCGCAUGCUUUCUUUAACCUUCCCAGUUUAGUAAGAUUAGAUUUGCAAUUGAACGACAUGAAAUAUUUUACCUUCGAUGCUUUCGUCAAUACCUCCAUUAUCCAUCCAAUGACGCUCAAUAUUUCUCACAAUAAAAUAUCCGACUUGUACUGUAACUACAACAAACCAUUCAUAAAGAUAAAGGUGUUAGAUUUGACCAGUAAUGAAAUUCGAGAAUUUCCAUCGAAAACGCUCGAAAUUCUGAGUGGCUACUUGAGAAAGCUUUACUUAGGUUUCAAUAGAAUCGAUUCUGUAUUACCGAACACAUUCCUGAACAUGACAUUUUUAAAUGUGCUCAAUCUUGAUCACAACAGAAUCAGUAUUAUAAAGAAGCGCACAUUCUUUGGUUUAACUCAACUUCAAAUUUUAGAUCUUUCCUCCAAUGGAAUGAAACAUUUACAAUCAGGCUCGUUCACAAGUGUGAGCAACUUGAGGAUCAUCAACCUCCGAAACAACAAUUUGAGAACUAUUUCUGCGCGCCUCUUUCAGAGUACGAAGCUGGAGAGACUCGAUUUGUCCCACAAUGACAUUUCGAAUGUUCCGGACUUGGAAGAUGUCGGAUCGACGAUGAGGGAAUUGGAUUUGUCCUACAAUCUACUGGAGUAUUUGGAAAACCAAGUAUUUCGAAAGGUACCGUUGUUGACGACAUUGAACGUUUGCAAUAACCGACUGACCGUACUUCCUACGGAUGUGUUUUUAGGUUUCAAUAGCCUUAUCAACCUCCAUUUGUGUUCCAACCCACUGAGAGCAAAUUUCAGGGAGUUGUUCUCUUUCACUCCUCAGCUGAGGCGUCUCGACCUCUCGUCCGUGUCUCUGACCAGCGUCCCUCCACUCGCCAUCCCGUACCUCGUCCAUCUCAACCUCACCAACAACCUCAUUCAGGACGUCCACCCCUCCAGCGCGGACGGCCUUCCACGUCUCCGUACUCUUCUGCUCAGGGCCAACCACCUCCCGUCCAUCCCCAACCAGGCCUGGUACCGCCUGCCGCUGCUGAAGGAGCUGGAUCUCUCCUUGAAUCCGAUUAAGGAGAUUACCAACUCGAGUUUCUCCUCCCUCCGGCGCCUCGACUCCCUGAGGUUGACGGAGCUGUCGGACCUGGAGCGUGUAGAAUCCGGUAGCUUCUCCGGCCUGAGAUCCCUCAGCUCCCUCCACAUCCAGAAGGUGUCCACCCAGCUCCACAACCUCAGUCUGCCCAGGCUCAGGCAUCUCGAGCUGACCGGCAGAGCUGUCCACCCAGCUCCACAACCUCAGUCUGCCCAGGCUCAGGCAUCUCGAGCUGACCGGCAGUCAGAGCUGUCCACCCAGCUCCACAACCUCAGUCUGCCCAGGCUCAGGCAUCUCGAGCUGACCGGCAGGUUGACAAGCGUGCGGCCAGACGCCUUCCGAGCCCUGGGGCGAUUGCGCCACUCUCUACAGCUGAAACUGACCGGCACUAUGCUGGAGGAGCUACCCCCCGGCCUGCUAGCUCCUCUGUCUCGGGUCUCCCAACUGUCUGUGGAUCUGCGCGACAACAGACUAGUCUCGCUCAGCCCCGCCGAUCUCUACGGCAACGCUACCGACUGGGAAAAUCUCGGCACCAAACUUAUCUCAGGAGGUCUGCUGCUGAGCCAGAAUCCUUGGGUCUGUGACUGUGGCUUGGCCUGGCUCGGCCACUGGCUCAGGCGGUGGCUCAGAGAAGUUCUGCAGAUUCACACUGCACCACUAGACGUCGCUCAGCAUGUUCUCAUGACGUCACGGGAGGUCACCUGUUCGCAUCAGGUCACUGGAAGAAAGAUCCCACUGCUCGACCUGUACCCGAACUGCCAGGCGAGUGCUCUCAGCAUAGCUUCGCUCACCCUUCGGACGCCGUGUUUGGAUAUUCCCUGUUUCAUGUUUUCAAUGCUCUGGUGGAGUUUGAGAUGUUGCCGUAUCUAGACUGUUGAUGUUGACUAGCUGCUUCGUGUAUUUAUUGUAAAUAUUGUAUCAUACUGUAAAAUAAAGUAAUUUUGGUUGUUUAA
Homalodisca vitripennis (glassy-winged sharpshooter) is the source of this 3969-nucleotide messenger RNA. RefSeq names its product chaoptin-like. Gene Ontology annotation, molecular function: protein binding. The record is from RefSeq and is a predicted model, not a curated record. The coding region runs from base 128 to 3886 and encodes 1252 amino acids. Gene Ontology annotation, cellular component: extracellular matrix. NCBI's taxonomy places the organism in Eukaryota, Metazoa, Arthropoda, Insecta, Hemiptera, Cicadellidae. The transcript has 12 exons.